AUGGCGACGAGAAAGCGUCACAAGCCCCCGCGCGACGCCCCCGAAGAGGCUCUUCCGAAGCGAAAGCGCGGGCGCCCGCUAAAGGCCAAUUUUGCAGAGGACACAUGGAGCGUCGCUGCGCCAAAGAUAGCCGGCGAACAUACCUGUGGUGUGCUGCUUCUUGCUCCGGAGGAGCCUGCCUUGGAAGCUCUGCAAGCGUUCGGCGAGCCGGACUUUUCCGUGCGCCGAGAGCCACAGCAACUGUUGGCUGUGCCCUGCCCCAUGGCGCGUCCUGUGGUCGUGCGGGCAGCCGCUGAUAAGGCCAUUGACGAGCGAUUACGCGACCUCGCCAGGCGCCUUCGCCCGGACAGAGCGGCUGAGGCUGCCAGCCUUCGUGGCGAACUCCUUCGGCUGGCGCUGGACCAUCUGGGCUGCGACCAUUGGCGCCUGAGGGAGCAUUGUGUGAUGGCCACUCUGUCACUUCCCUGUGGGAAAGAGGAGAUCGAGGCAGCCACCACAGUGCGGGAAAGAUUUGUGUGCGAGGAGCUUCGCACCCGAAUGGACCUUGGAAUUACUGCCAGCUCUGCCCCCCUCCCGGGUGAGUCCAAAGAGGCCACUGCUCUGCGCGCGCUGCGGGACCAAUGUCGUCUCUACGUGCACGAAAUUUUCUGGCAGCAGGAAGUGCAGCUGCAAACUCGGCGCGAGCUGGGUGUUGGCUUGCCGCUCAGCUUCACCGACGUGCUCGGAAGCCACGUCUUCGUCUUGCUCCUGCCGGACGAGGUUGCGCAUCACGGCAUCAGCGGAGAUGGAUGCUCCGCCUUUGUGCCAGGGAAUCCUGCCUGGGACACCGGGUCCUGCGGUGGUUUCGGCAAUUGCCGGCGACGCUGCGCCGGUGACGCAGGAGGGAUGGUUCUGCUUCACAUCGCGGACGACCGGGGAAGCCUACUUCUGGAACGAGAUCACAAGCGAGUCUUCCUUCAAGCCGCCCUGGACUUUGCUCCCGGAAGGCUCCUUUGUAAGUUCCGGCAUUCGCAGAUGUGCUUGGAUAUGCCUGCCAUGAACCAGGACCAGGAUCAGGGGCCUCAAGAGGAGUUGCAGCCAACCAGUGACGAAGCGGAUCUGGUCCUUCACUGGGGCUUUAUGGCUCCACUCGUGGAGCUGGAGAAAGUUCGCAUAGCCCAGCGAAAGAAGGCAGCGCAGGAGCAGUUUCGCUUCCACCAGCAGCAGAAGCUGAACAAGCCGCCGGAUGCGCCCUCGCAGGUGGAAUCAGAAGAGGCUCAUGCGCCGGCAUUUACCUCUGGAUUGGCCAGCUUCCAUCUUUGGGCGCAAAGGCAACACGAGGCUGCCCAGAAGCCGCCGGCUCCGGAACCGGUGAAGGUGAAGGCGGCACCCGAGGAGCCCACCACCGUCACCAGCGCGCCAAGGCAAAGAAGAAGUCGAUUUGCAGAGUUCCAACAGAAGCAGCAUGAGGAGGAAACGUCGGAGCGAAAGCCGCCCAAUGAGGCGGCGAGCGAGACAGCCUCCGUAAAGACUGUAUCGGGCGCAAAGGCCCCGGGCGGCGCUGAUCCUUUCGCCAACUACGCCGAACGGCUGAUGGUGCAAGCGCAGGCGGAUCGGCAGAUCGAGAAAGCCUGGGUGCAUCAGCAGUUGAGUGGCGAGAGCCUGCCAGUUCACUCCGCAGCGACAUCUGCGCUGCCGGAGGUGGAGGACUCCGAAGCGGACUAUGUGGACAAGGUCCCAGCCUUGAACACGAUGAUCGCAAUUCUCGACAAGCAGGAAGAGGAGGACAAGGAUUUCGAGCGGUUCAAGCCCUAUCUUCCGGAACUCGGGGAGAAGGCCCCACGGAGCAUCGUCCCCGUGGCCAAGGACGGCUCGAACCCCUUCAUCACCCAGGCCGUCCAGGUCUUCCAGCAGUACUACCCUGACUUCGACCUCUCGGAUGCUUUCGGGGACAGCUACAAGUCUGUGCUGCGGGCGGCAUCGCACCGAGCAGCCAGGGGAGGCCGCGUAGAGCAGCUUCAGCUGAUGAACGUUGGCAUGGCCGAAGAGGAAAGGCGCCUGAAAGAGGAGCGCCGGAACCUCCUCAGGGACUUGCGACGGCGCCGUUACUUGCUUCAAGAAGGGCAGCGUGCCCUCGGUGUGAAUUUGAGCACCACAAACCUCUCCAAGGCCCCUCCCAGGCCGUUGCCGGCUGCAGCUGGGCAGGCGUACAAAGCGCCUCCGUCGGCGCUGCGACUCUCGCCCGGCUCACUUGGCGGCCCUGUGAACGGGCUGCUUUUCCCGGGCAUGGACUCCGCGGAGCCUUCACCGGAGCCUGAGCUCUGCUUCCCGAGGCCUCCUCCCGCCGAGCCGGCUGAAGCCACCCCAGCGAAGCCGCCAAGAGCGAAGCCGCUGGGUCUGACGGCCUCACUUCGGCUGGACGAGGAUGAAGGCUCUUUUUCCAUUGAAGACCUCACUGGCCUGCCGCCGCCGCCAGAGGUGCUGGGUGGGGGAUCUCGGCCGGCGCGUCCUGCAAAGACGACUCCGAGUGUGGCACCGCGAGCACAGGAGGAGGCUGACCGAAUCCGCCGAGCGGCGGAGCAGGCUGAACGCCUGGAGAGGCUGAAGGAGCGGAGAUUGCAGAAGGAGAAAGCCAAGGCUGUCGAGGCAGUGCGAGCGGGAAAGGGCGCUACGUGGGGGCCCAUUGCCUCGGCCCUGGUCUUGGAAGCCAUGCGGUCAAAGUGGGGCAUGGCAUGUAAAAUCUGGAACGUCAAGGUCCUGGAUUCGGCGCAGCUGGCAGCUUUGCGCGGAGACGUCGCUGCAUUGGUGUCCGAGGCCAGCCCCUGCUUCUUAGUGGUGGGGCAGCUGCAAGGCGUGGCCAAAAGCGGCGCCGAGGUGACCGCUGAUGAGAGUCGAGCCGUGCUGAACCAGGUCGCGGCGCUGCGUGGUGAGAUGUCCGCAUUGUUAGCGAAGCAGCAGCCAUCAGCCGAGGUUUCGCCGGAUGAUGCAACACGUUCCGAGCUGAACGCCGCGGUGGCACAGUUGGGCAAUAUGUGUGAAUGGACUUUGAAGUACAGCCAAGAAGCUGCAGGGGGACAAGCUGCCUUGGCUUCACGGCUAGUGGAGCUGCAAGAGGAGACUGGCGUGGUCGCAUCAGCGAUGCAUCGGCUGCGUGGUGGUUUGCAGGUUGACGUCGAAAACGCUUUCAAGCAAAUCAUCAACGUGCAGUGGCCUUGCAGAUCACCACAAGCCGUGUCACAACAGGGCAUUGAGAUGGAUGACGCCUUCGCGGCAAACGUGGCGCGUUUAGCGGCGCAUGGUGUGGAUGAGGUUGUGGCUAGAGCGGUUCUACAGCGAUUCGAGGGCGACGGAGAUGCUGCCCUGGACUUUCUGCUGGACACAGAUGAAGGUUGGCAAUUCGCUGCCGAGACAUUGCUGCCCAAGGAAGUCGUGGAAGCACUGGCAGCUGAACCGAGCGAUGUACGCUUGAAGCUACAGAAAGCAUGUGCAACUGGAUUUGGUCGGGACAACUCCGCCUUGCACCAAGUCGUGGCUGACAGUGAAGGAGGAGCAUCGAUCCGCGCAGCAAUCGUUCGGUGUAUGGCCGCCAAGUUCGCGGAUGUGGACACUGCUUCGGCACACGGGGACACGCCGCUGCUUUUGGCGGUGCGUGCGCUUUCUAUAGGAUCAGGGAGCUGCGACGACCGCCUCGCCGUUGUGUCGGAGCUUUUGGCACAUCGCGCCGAUGUGAACCUGGCCGACCGCGAAGGCGAGACGCCGCUCAUGGAGGCAGUGUGCCUUGAUGAUGUGGGAUGUGUCCGUCUGCUGCUGUCGGCUCGCGCGGACCCGCUGAAGCAGAGCGCGGCUGGUGCCGUAGCUGUGGACUUUUGCAGCAAGCCAGAGCUGGCUGAGCUUCUCAAGGCCGGGGACGGAGCCGCAGAAUCCGAGAAGGGUCCUGGACCUCAGUUCUUUCGCUUGGAUGCCGACGAAGCCGUCGACACGCCACCAGUGGAAAGAGGCGGGCAGAGUCCUGUGCCGGAGCCCCCGAAACCAUCACCAGAGCAGCCACCUCCGGCUAGCGAGACCGCCCACGAGGCGGAGGCGUGCCUCGCGGGCCGUCCCGGCGCAGACUCGGCGCCCACGAUGCCGGCGGAGCCUCCGCCCCUUCCCGAGGUCGACGAGGAGGCACCAGACGACAGCAACGGCGGCUUCAAUGCUGGUUCCGACAUGCCUGUCUCGCGGACCUUGACGGUCGCGGACGUGGCGACGAAAGCUUGUCUCGCGGGCCGGACGGCCGCAGACUCGAGGGCGACGGCGGAGGUUCCGGCGCCUUUUGAGCCCUUGGACGGCCGGGAUGCAGAGGCACCGGACGAAGGGGACAGCGGGUUGAAUGCUGCUUCUGCCGAAGUGCUCCAAGGAGCCGUGGCGCUGAUGGCCGACGCUGUCACCGCCGAGUCCUUCAGCCAACUCUUGACCCGACUCGCCGGGACGAAGGCCGAUCGUGAAGUGGACUUCGCUGCAGUCGCCGGGCGUCUGCGGAAGGAGGGCGACGUCGACGGUUUUCUCACAAAGCUGGUGGAGCUUCCUGCAGCGGGCGCUGCUGCAGGAUCGUUCGUCCGUGAACUCCUAGCGGUUGAUGGAGAUCCCAACGCGCGGAACUUCAUGGAGGAGAGCCUUUUGCUUCUGGCCUCGCGGGCGGCUGCCAGUCAAGACUUCCAUGCCGAAGAUCGCCUAGCAACGGUCCGUUGCUUGCUUCAGGAGCGGGCGAACCCGAACUGCCAAGAUUCACAGGGUGAGACGCCUCUGAUGGAGGCCGCCUGCGCGGGAGAUCUGGAGCUUUGCAAGGCCUUGGUGGAGGCAGAUGCCGACGUCGUCCACGAAAGCAGCUCGGGUGCGAGUGCCCUGCGCUUUGCAGAGGGCUAUCCGGAGGUGUCGAGGUUUCUUCGCUCCCGUCUACCGGAUCUGCCCCGCGCGGUGCCUGCGGACAACGCGGAAUCGGAAGCAGAUAUGCCGCCCACUCCACCCCAGGCACCGCCCACGCCAGAGGAGAGCACUCCUGCUGCCGAGUUUCCACCUUGGCUUCAAGGCGCGGAGGAUAGGCCGUUGGAAUCUCCGUCGCCACCUUCAAGACAACGUCACUGCAGACCUGCUCCGGCACUGUCUCUCCGAGAGGCUGCUACAAUGCACAGUCCCAAGGCCGUGUCUGCGGCCCUGGCCAAGCUUUCAUCCGGAGGAGGCGAGGGCCUCCUGAACCAGAGCGAUGCAGAUGGCUACACUGCGCUCCACUUGUGCUUGCUCUCGCCGCCGUUGUCGCAGGAGCGUCUGGCCUGCGAGGCGCAGGAAGAGACCGUCCGGCUGUUGCUAGCAGCCCGAGCAUCUCCCAAUUGUCCUGGACAAAAAGGUGAGGUCCCUCUUCAGCUGGCUGCUACCCUCGCGUUCAACUGCAAGCAGAUCCUUCGACUCCUGCUGCAGGCAAAAGCCACCGUAGACGGAGAUGCGACUGACGAGGAUGCGAUCCUCAGCCGCUUGCGGGCGCCCAAAGCCAAGACGAAGCUGCCUUCCUCAAGGUCCGAGCUCAAAGAUGCUGACGUGCUGUUACGUGCAGCAGAGGCACAUGACGCCACACGAGUCGCUGAGCUUCUGGAGUCAGCGAGGGAUGCAAACCUCGCCGACUUGGAGGAUGCAGAUGGACACCGCCCGCUGCACCGAUGCCUCCUUGCCCCUCCUUACGAGGGCAGAUGGUCGGCACUUUCCCAGACGAUGAAGGCCCUAUUGGCUGCUCGCGCCUCACCGAACGCAGCGAGUCGCGAUGCCGAGUCCCCACUGCUGCUGGCAGUCCGAAGUCUCGGCGGAGCAACCGGGGACGAAGGUCAGAGAUUGCAGAUACUUCGUCAACUGCUGAAGGCGGGUGCAGACAGCAAUCAGGGUGACCACCAGGACACGACGCCUCUGAUGGAGGCUGUCCGGGUCGGUGACGCUGAGGUUUGCCAGCUACUUUUGGACCGGGGCUGUGCAGCAGAUCGCUGUGGUGGUGCACGCGGUUUGUCAGCGAUCGACGCGGCCUGGCAGCCCGGGUCGGCGCCGGCCGUUCGCGCCGUAUUCGAAGCACAGGGCCUGAAACCUGCCGGGAGUCGCGAGGCGCAAGAAACCAACCUUGACGAAGCCCAAAGCAAGGUGACCCUGCGCCACGUGACUACGCUCCUGGAACGGACUGUUUGCGUGCCCGUGAAUGCCUGCAUCCGGGAUGUGAAGAAGCUCAUCGUCCGCCUCACGAACCGAGGCUCCUGGCGUCGUGUCGCCCUGUUGUCUGAGUGCGGCAGAGCACUGUGCGACAGCGACGGCUUGGGGGGAAGAGUACUGCUCCUGGUCGCUGAUGCCCGGUCCGUGGAAGCGCAAAAGGCGGCAGAGAAGCUCCUACCCGAAGAGGAGCGUUGGCCGAAGUGGAGCCAAGAAGAUCUCAGCAUCGAGGCAGCACGACGCGGUAUAGACCUACAGCCGUGCGGAGAGGCGCCGACGCGCGAGAGCCUCCUCGCCUGCCUCUUGCAGGUGAAGAAGUGGGAGUCGCAGCCUUCGGCUGAGCUCCGGGCCGAGGCACUCCGCCGCGGGCUUCCCGGCGAGUCCUCCCCGGAUCGGGGCGAGCUUUUGGAGCUGCUCUUGCAAGACCUCUGUUGGGAGCACAUGGGCCAGGAAGCGCUGUCAGAGGAGUGCAGGUCUCAAGGCAUCGCUCAGCCGGAGGCACAGGAAACAACUUUGCUGCUGCGCGCAAUGCGGAGCCGGCUGCGCCAGGCUCUGCGCUGGUCCACGCUGGACAUGGAGAAGUUGCGAGAGGCUUGCGAAAUGCGGCACAUGCCUACUGAAGGCUGCACUCGCUCGCAGCUCUUGGACGCCUUGAAGACUUUCAAGGUCAUGCCAAAGCCGAAACCGAAGCCGAAGCCAAAGCCCGAGACGAGGCCGCCCUCUAGGCCCACGCCGCCCCAGAGGCCUUCAACCGCCUCUGCCUCCUCCUCCUCCGCCUCCGGGUCUUCGCCAGUGUUCGACGAGGAUGGCUCGGUACAGUACCCUUCUUGGAUGACGGAUCGCGUGCGGCGGCUGUGCACGAAGUAUCCCAACUUCUCGGGGCAGUUUCUGCAGGAGAUGGAAGAUUGGCAAGACCAGGACGUGGAGAUGUACCUGUAUUCCAAUGGGUUCCUGAAGCCAGGGAAGAAGAAGGCACGACCCCGGCCGGCCGUGCCUCUCUCCGUGCAUUUCGCGGCCUUGGGCUUGGAGGAGUCCGCCUCGGCGGGCGAGGUUCGCAAGGCAUACCGGCGCCUGGCGUUGGUGUACCACCCGGACAAGAACCCGGAAGAUCCGGAAGCUGCCGCGGAUACCUUUCGCCGACUUGCAGAGGCCUACGAGGCCCUGGCGGCUCACUUCGCUGGUGCGGAGCAGACAUCUUCCGAUGUGGCCGGCUGA
Symbiodinium sp. CCMP2592 is the source of this 7410-nucleotide messenger RNA. The record is from the annotation of a GenBank genome assembly. Lineage: Eukaryota; Dinophyceae; Suessiales; Symbiodiniaceae.